AUGGCGGACAGUGAAACUAACGCAGAGAAAUCAGCCAAAUUCGAAGAUUUCUUAAGCUCCCUACCACAAGAGAUCAAGGCCGAGAUUCUAUCUCGACUGCCAUUGAAGACGGUAGCUCAAUCCAGAGCUGUCUCGAAUCCACACUUCCGUAUUCUUCACGAACUUUACGAUGAUGCCGGCGAGGAAGAAGACAAUAAGGCUGGUCGCAUAUUUCGAGAGAUCAAUUUGCUCUUUUCCGAUGAUUGCAUCCCCAGAAGCUUUGGGAUAGUCGGCUCUUGCAAUGGCCUUCUGUGCUUAGCCUAUUCGUCCUAUGACUAUCCCCGCCCAAGAAUCUACCUUUACAAUCCCUUUACAAAGACCUUCAAAUUGCUGCCAAAGAAUCAUCUGAUCAGUAAGGUGGAUUGUCGAGAUGAAUCUUACAAAUCCGUGCUUGGGUUUGGAUACAAUCUUUCCUCCCAGGAUUAUACUGUGGUGAGUGUGGAUUAUAUGAUAAUUUCUGAACAGGAGGAGAAAACGAAUGCGUAUGUGUAUACUUUCAAGAGUAACACAUGGAAAAGGGCCGAGAAUGUGCCGGUUCAUAGGUUUGGAGAAGCAUUCCCUGUAGGGGUUUUGGCGUGCGGGAGGCUGCACUGGUUGAGGGACAGUCAGUGGGGCAUUGUUUCUUUCGACUUGGUGGACAAUUUUUUCCGGGAGGUCGAAAUGGAUUUGGCCAUGAUGGUUAAAAACUCGGCCCAUCCGCUGUCUAGGUGGACUUGGCUCCACAUUGCAGUUUUAGGAGGACACCUAUCGCUUGUGGUGGACAAUCGCGUGCAGAUUGUGAUUUGGGGUAUGAGAGAGUAUGGGGUGAAGGAGUUGUGGGAGAGGAUGUAUACUCUCGGACAGACGUUUUACGACAAGAAAAAUGGGGAUAUUCUUCUCGCAAUCUACUUUUUUGGGUUGGUCAGCUAUAAUCCACGCGAUGGGGCGGUUGGGUUUGUUUUUAAAUGUGAUGGGUUUGGAUUUGCGGGGGAUCGUAUUCGUGUUACUGCUGCAAACAAUUUGUCAGUCGUUAUUAAUAAUUUUUCUGCCUUGGUGCUGAUGAUUCUGGUUGAUGAAGUGAAAACAGGGGAUCUUGCCCCUGCCAGAAGAGAUGAAGAUCGAGAUUCUAUCUCGAAUGCCCUUGAAGUCGGUGGCUCAAUCCAGAGCCGUUUGUCGGACGUGGAACUUGACUCACGGUGA
This is a messenger RNA of Striga asiatica, 1218 nucleotides long. The record is from the annotation of a GenBank genome assembly. NCBI's taxonomy places the organism in Eukaryota, Viridiplantae, Streptophyta, Magnoliopsida, Lamiales, Orobanchaceae.